CUGCAUUCCUGCCAGUGUGCACUGUGCGUCCCGUGGCCUGACUGCAAACCAGGCCAGACUGCUGAGCUGUUUCUAUGGUGCUACAUCUGAGACUUAAGAGGCAUUGCACUCAGCCAAUCAGAUGGCUUGUGGUUUGAAGGGGCACAGUGUGGGCCGUCACAGCUGAGGGAAAGAGAGUUUUUGAAGUUUCUUUUAGUGCGCACUGGAGUUUAAACAAGGGGGCACCACUUUUCUGGAAAAAACAGGAGACAGAAAAGCGGAUUGGGCACACUCAUCAUUUUCAGUGGAAUGAAGACUUGGUCUAUCUGCUGCAAUCUCACCUAGGAGUCUUGUUUCUGACACUGCCUUCAAAGCUACCAAAUUCAAUUACUUCCACAGUAUUGCUAUAGAUCAUCUCCUUCAUGUUUUAUGAGUGGAAAGUGUACAAAUGAAGAGGCAGACUUCAUCCUGAAAACAGUGCCAUAAAGAACUUAUAGUUUUUGGCAUCUUCUCGGGGCAGAACGUUUGCUAUUCUGACCAGCGUGGUGGAAACAAAUUGUAUUGCCAUGGCGGAUAAUGCUAUUGAGGAAUCCAAUAACUUCAAAGAUGAGCUGAACUGGGGCUAUGAAGAAGGUGUUGAAUGGGGUCUGCUGUUUCCUGAAGCAAAUGGAGAGUACCAGUCCCCUAUAAACCUUAACUCCAGGGAAGCAUGCUAUGAUCCCCGGCUCCUGGAGGUGGGGCUUAACCCCAACUAUGUGGUUUGCAGGGACUGCGAGGUCAUCAAUGAUGGUCACACUGCAAGGAUCAUGCUUAAAUCCAAAUCAGUUGUAACCGGUGGCCCUCUCCCCAACAACCAUGAGUAUGAACUGAACGAGGUGCGCUUUCACUGGGGAAGAGAAAACCAGAGGGGAUCUGAACACACUGUUAACUUUAAGGCAUUUCCUAUGGAACUUCAUCUAAUCCACUGGAACUCAACAUUAUUUAACAGCGUGGAGGAGGCCAUGGGCAAGAAAAAUGGCAUUCUCAUCAUCGCUCUGUUUGUCCAGGUUGGGAAGGAGCAUCUUGGAUUGAAAGCCAUUACAGACGUCUUGCAGGACCUCCAGUAUAAAGGAAAGACAAAAAUUAUUCCAUGUUUUAACCCUAACACGUUACUACCUGAUCAAAGCAUCAGUGCUUCUCUGAUUGUCUUUAUUGGUUUCUUAACUUCCUCAGACCCUCUUUUAAGAGAUUACUGGGUGUAUGAGGGCUCUUUGACCACUCCACCCUGCAGUGAGAAUGUCACCUGGAUUCUCUACCGUUACCCACUAACUAUCUCUCAGAUGCAGAUUGAAGAGUUCCGUCGACUCCGGUCUCACAUUAAAGGAGCAGAGCUUCCUGAAGGAAAUGAUGGGAUGCUGGGAGACAACUUCAGACCAACCCAGCCUCUGAGUGACAGGGUGGUCAGGGCAGCCUUCCAGUAGAAGCUCCACACCAGGAUCCAUUUUAAUCUGCCAUGGAGACAAGAAAUGAUGAAGAAACUGAAAUGAAGAUCUACAUCAUUGUGGUAUAAAUGAAAGUGCAGCACUUCCUGUAGAGUUGCUUGGGCAUCAUUUUGUAGUUCAAUGUCCUAAAUAAAGCACUGAUGGUUAGUGUUGCAGAAGCUGAACUGCUGUUUCUUUUCAUUUGAAUCACAGUUUUAUUGAUUCAUUGUGAAGAAGGAAUGAAUGAGCAUGAUAGCUGGUGAUAAGCUUGUAUAGGGAAGAGAGGAGAAGCAUACUUUAGCUUGAUGAAUAUUGUAAGAUUACUGCAGUUAAGAAGUUUAAUUGAAGCAGUUGUGUAGUCCUAUAAUUUAAUCUGCCUUUAUACGAACUUGCUACAGUACACAGAAAAAUGUACAUGACUGACACAUAAUGUAACAUCAUUUGAAGACUGCUUUUAUUAGAUUACACUAUACAUUUUGGACACUAUUUUAAAAUAAAAUACAUGUUUAUUUUUUAAAGGCAGUUGAGUAUUAUCAAAGCUGACAAUUAACCAUACAUUUCAAUGAAGGUAAAUUUCUAUAAUAAUAAACUGUGAAUACCUUGAAUAAACUGACUAUAACUUUAACAGCAAUCUUAUUAGCUGUUAGCUAUUGUUUAAAAUGUUUUCUUAAGAGUUUUGUUUUGUUGACAGUCUAGUCUGUUUGGAGUAAGUUUUGACGCAGCAGAUUGUAUUUAAAGCUGUAGUUUAAUAUUUAAUUUACCGAUGUCAUUACAUUGCUUGCAGAACUUCUAGUAAGGUCAUAUUUCUUACUGACUGUCCCAAAUAAUGAAAACAUGAUUCAUUGACAGACAUGUCUGUAUUUUUCACACUUGUUUUGAAACUGACCUCAGUCUGCCGUUCUCACUGAAAACCAGAGUGCAGGGUAUUGUUUUUUCAUAUCUUGAAAACCCCCUUGUUGUUGUAAUGAUUGUUCUGUAAGAAGUAAUGUACUGGCAUUAAAGAUAGAGAUCACAUAUAAAUGUCAAAAAGAGUGUGUAUGUGUGUAAUUCAUUAUUAAGUAAUUAUAUCAUAGUUCUCAUGUCAUUAUAUAAAAAGAAAUAAAUGGCAUUUUUACAGUAAGAUUAUGUGUAAAAUGCUUCCAUGAUUACAAUUAUGCAGAAGUAAAAAAAUCAUUUCCCGGCCUAAUUAACACUACAGGAAACAUCACAACUGUGUAGCUUCUAUUAAGGUGAUAACACUCUGUAGUUUAGGGCGUUUACAUUAAGCAAGCUAACUAAAUUUACUAGUAUUAUAGUAUUGUCUAUUCUGCUGGUCCAAUAAGAACAUUCCCCUAAACUAACAAACGCAACCCCACCCAUCUGUUCCAACAGCUUCAAAGCUAAGGCUAAAACAAUGUUUGUUGGAGUGGGUGUUUUGUCUUUUUUGUUAAUACAGAGGAUCCACACCUGCAACUUUAUGAUGAUUCAUUUCUUGU
Molecule: messenger RNA, 2914 nt
Organism: Paramisgurnus dabryanus
Lineage: Eukaryota; Metazoa; Chordata; Actinopteri; Cypriniformes; Cobitidae
Source: RefSeq, a predicted model, not a curated record